This is a messenger RNA of Cantharellus anzutake, 1685 nucleotides long. Its product is annotated as DUF89 domain-containing protein. Gene Ontology annotation, biological process: DNA damage response. Bases 1 to 1392 code for a protein of 463 amino acids. The record is from RefSeq and is a predicted model, not a curated record. Gene Ontology annotation, cellular component: nucleus; cytoplasm. The transcript is spliced from 12 exons. Gene Ontology annotation, molecular function: phosphatase activity. NCBI's taxonomy places the organism in Eukaryota, Fungi, Basidiomycota, Agaricomycetes, Cantharellales, Hydnaceae.
AUGAGUCAAACAGUGCCACCAGUCGCUCCAUGGUCGCCUAAAGAUAAAGAUUCGCGAUGGCCAGUGAUCCUUACGAGCAUCAUCGAUAAUAUUUAUCGCAGAAACCAUAACAUAUCCAUGGGUGCUGACAGGGAUUCUCAUGUUGACAUGGUCAACAAUGGGAAGGAACUCAUAUCGAAACUCGCCGAGCUCAAGUAUGGAAUGGCUCAUAACAGGGCUCUCGUGGACCUCCCCGACGAUGGUGGAUUAGACAUCGUGGUUUAUAAUAGAGAGCUCAAACGCUUGGAAGAGGAGAACAAUAACACCUGGUUCACUGCCCCCUGGUUAUUCGCAGAGUAUCGGCUAAUCCGUGCAUGGUUUGCGCUGAUGCCCCUGUGGCAACAAUACGAUCCGUUCCUAGAGCAGAAGACAUCGGCUUUCAAAGCAAGUGGGAAUGCAAUAUACCAUAUCGCCAAUACCAUGCUUGAAUUAGGGUCAGGAGAGAAAGGAUAUCUGAAGGAAGAGCAGCUCGAGAUUUUGUUUGAUGAAAUGAUUCAGAUGUGUUUAUGGGGAAACGCGACAGAUCUAUCGCUGUUGCCAACGAUGGAUUAUAGUGACAUUCAUACCUUGCAGUCUGUGGGGAAAGCGGCACGAGCUGCCGGCCAAGCUUUCAUCCUUCGAAAUGAUUCGAAGGCUGUUUGGCAACUUGUGAGGAGUCUUAAGGAUGCUAGAAUUGACAUAAUUCUGGACAAUUCGCCUCUUCAGUUGUUCACAGAUCUGGUGUUGGCCGAUUUUCUUGUUACACAUACGCCUUUCGUCUCACAAGUCAUCUUCCAUCCUAAGCUUAUCCCUUGGUUCGUUUCGGAUGUUGUCCCAGGGGACUACGCCGCCCUACUUUCGUCUAGCACCGACUGGGCGUCUUUUUUCAACAGCGGCACCUCUGAGGAGCACUCCAAGGAUGACAUCCGAUCCCUUGAUGAGCUAAUGUCUCGAUGGAGGGCAUACGUUUCGGACGGAACAUUCAAACUCGCCGUUGACCCGUCAACUCCACUCGGAAUUCCAUCCCCCACAGAAGGCGAUGGGACAUUGAAGACGGCAGAAACAUUUUGGACUCUCCCCAACUCCUUUUGGUCCCUUCCAUCCCAAGAAAUACUUUGCACGAGUCUGAAAGGCUCAGGACUGGUUAUCUUCAAGGGUGAUUUGAAGCUUACCGCAGACGUCAAGUGGCCACCCACAACCUCCUUCUCCGAUGCCAUAGGGCCAGUCCGAGGCCUGUUUCCGAUUCUUUCUCUCAGGACAUGUAAGGCAGAAGUAGUUGUUGGGCUUGAGGAAGGUGUGGCGGAAAGACUUAGUGCCACCGAACCGGGAUGGCGUGUGACUGGAAAGUAUGGACUGAUCUCUUUGGAGCCCUGAUCAUGAAGCUGUGGCGAUAAAGUUUGAUGUGGCAAUGUUACGAUGACAAAGAUUGGACAAAAAAGCUGUGAUGAACUGAAUUAAAUUUGACGUGGUGAUGGAUUGAACCGCGACGUGGAAGUCACGUGGUCAUUAUUUUUUGGACACGUAGCAGCUUUCGAAUCCUAUAAAAUCUCAAGUGAAACCAUGCUCAAGUUCCUCACUCUCUUCUUCUUUUUAUUACUUUCCGGGAGUUUUGUCCGAGCCGAUGAGGACAAGAAGGACACUGGCCCCGUAAUUGGAAUAGAUCUUGG